This is a messenger RNA of Sinocyclocheilus anshuiensis, 785 nucleotides long. RefSeq names its product E3 ubiquitin-protein ligase DTX3L-like. The transcript is spliced from 4 exons. NCBI's taxonomy places the organism in Eukaryota, Metazoa, Chordata, Actinopteri, Cypriniformes, Cyprinidae. The record is from RefSeq and is a predicted model, not a curated record. Gene Ontology annotation, biological process: Notch signaling pathway; protein ubiquitination. The coding region runs from base 1 to 603 and encodes 200 amino acids.
AUGGAAACGCAGCACUCCCAGGGAUUUAAGAGAAAGAAGCUGACGCCCAAAUCUGUGAGGAAUGUUCCGGCACGCUCCAGAGGAGCUCAGUACAGCUAUGCCUCUCUCUCUCCUCACUACGCCACAUGGAAAAACACACUCUGUAACGCUGCCAUGCCACCAGAGGAAAUGGUCAAGGAUCAAAAGAAUACACUGAUAAAACAAGGAAACCAGCCAGACGGAGGGCAGAUGAAUUGGAAUAUUGAAAGACGGAGUUUGCCGGGACAUUCUGACUGUGACACCAUUCAAAUCGUCUUUCAUUUUGAUGAUGGAAUCCAGUCGGACAAGCAUCCUCACCCAGGACACAGCUACAAGGGCACUGAAUUUGUGGCCUACCUGCCUCAGAACACCACAGGGACCAAGAUCCUCCGGCUACUGGAGCAGGCCUUCGAACAUAAGUUGCUGUUCACUGUGGCGGCCAAUAGCAGCGGUGAAUACUGUGUGAUGCCUGCAGAUAUACCCCUCAAGACUCUGGACAGCGGGGGACCUGGAAGCUUGGGCUAUCCAGAUCCAACGUACUUGAAAUCAGUGAGGAAAAGUCUCAAGGUAAAGGGGAUCAAAUGAGAGAGAAUGGACUACUAAUACUACAACUGUUGAUUCCAAACCUCAUCAUGACCCUGCAUGAUGAAGAUAUGGAUAUGGUGAUGGCAUGAUUACAUGGAGUUUGACAUGUCCAAAUCUACAGAACCUGGUCAAGGCUGAUCAAUUUGAGAAUGAGGACCUUUAUAUGCUGAAACCGAGUUGCA